CCGAACGCGACGGUUCAGCUUAAGCGGUUUCUUUCAAAUAAGCGGAUCGAAUUCUCUGCCCGCAGAUUGUUUAAUAAUUAAUGCAAACUCGCAGCGAUAGUAAUAAAUUUAAAUAACAACAAUAAAAUAAACUUAAGUUCAGCAAAAACCGAAACCCGUUCUCGAUCAACGCAAACAAAGCACUCCCCACUCUCCAAGUCUCUAGAAAAUGGGAACGAAGAUCGAGUACGUGGACACCACGCAUCUGUACGCCUCCAAGUACAUCCGCAACUCAAAGGCGAUCGGCGUGCUGUGGGCCAUCUUCACCAUCUGCUAUGCGAUCAUCGGCAUCGUGGCAUUCGUGACGCCAGAGUGGAUCGGGGAUCCGGACAACGAUGGAGCCGGUCGUCUGGGCCUCUGGCAGCAGUGCCAGCGGGACGAGAUCUUCGACAACUGCCGCAGGAGAUGGGAGAGCAUCUUCGAGGUGCCCACGUUCUCCUUUCAGUUGGCCACAUUCUUCAUGCUGGGCGCCAUCGCUUUGGCCUUGUUGACCAUAUUCUUCUUGGUUUGCUUGCUGUUUAUGAAGUCAACGCGUGUUUUCCACCUUUGUGGUUGGAUGCAAAUUAUAUCAGCUCUUUGCAUGAUUGUGGCGUGCGCGGCGUUUCCCUUUGGCUGGAAUUCGGACGAUUUCCGUAAGAUCUGCGGCCCGGAAGCGAAUCGCUUCGAGCUGGGCUUGUGCGGAAUCCGAUGGGCUUAUCCACUGGCCAUAAUCGGCUGCAUCGAUGGCGUGGUCUUGGCCACCUUGGCGUUUAUCUUGGCCACGAGGCACGUGCGCCUGCAGCCAGACCCAAUUUACCAGAAUUCGCUUUACAAAGGUGAAAUCAACAAUGCGUAUCUCACAGAUGCCAUCAGUUUGGCGGGCUCGAGGAAAUCCAAUCCCCGGAUUACUGGCUUGAAUUUGCAGCCCAUUUUGUUGGUGGCCCCGCCCAAUGAGGACAGCAUAUCGCAGUUUUCUCGUUAUCACUGAGGGAAACUUUUGAACAGCCAGGACAGCAACCAACCAAGCUUAGUUUGUUCGACAACCAGGGGUGGAACUCUGCUUAAAGUUUUUCCUAAAGAUUUGAGUUUUGCUUUGUACCGCUGAUUUGCUUUGCCGCAGAUCUAAGCUUGAAACACGAAGGUGUAUGUAUUUGUGAGUGAGUCAAAGAGUGAAUGAUUUUGUAAAUGCCACUUUGCCCGACUGAAUGCCAACUUGUAGUUGUAAGCUUGGAUCUUAGAGUUAAACUUAACAUUUCGUGUGAAUAGCUCGUGCCUAAAUGUAUGCUUCGAAUAAGAGAACAAAGAGCGACUCAAAGCUCUGCCUGUAAAUUAUAUACCCAUAAACAAUAAACAUGUACAAAUAUUAAACAUAAAA
Molecule: messenger RNA, 1393 nt
Organism: Drosophila ficusphila
Lineage: Eukaryota; Metazoa; Arthropoda; Insecta; Diptera; Drosophilidae
Gene: Tmhs
Product: LHFPL tetraspan subfamily member 3 protein
Exons: 6
Coding region: 209-1006 (265 amino acids)
Biological process (GO): sensory perception of sound
Cellular component (GO): plasma membrane
Source: RefSeq, a predicted model, not a curated record